UUUGUUGGGAUGAAGCAGAGGAUGGGCUUGUUUUGAGGAGGGAAGACCCUCUUUAUUUUAACCUGUUUACCUGCCGGGAGGUUAACUCAAUAUAAAUAUUCUCAUUCCUCCUCCACGGACAUUCGGAGAGAGGUGAUCCUGAAACUGCGUUCUCCCAAGCUUCCCAUUUAUUAUUUGCAGUUCCCACUUCUGGUUGGUGUUAGCAGUUCCUGAGAGUGCAAUGGGGAAGAGCUGUAAAGUGGUAGUUUGUGGCUUGGCAUCAGUUGGAAAAACGGCCAUUUUGGAACAGCUUCUCUAUGGAAACCAUGUUGUUGGUUCUGAGACAAAUGAAACCCUGGAAGAUAUUUAUGUUGGUUCCAUAGAGACAGACCGUGGUGUGCGGGAGCAGGUGCGCUUUUAUGAUACAAGAGGCCUGAGGGAAGGCGUUGAGCUUCCCAAGCAUUACUAUUCCUUUGCUGAUGGAUUUGUAUUGGUGUACAGCAUAGACAGCUGGGAAUCCUUCAAGCGAGUCGAAGCCCUGAAGAAGGAAAUUGACAGGUCCCGCGAUAAGAAGGAGGUGACAAUUGUAAUUCUGGGAAACAAGUGCGACUUACAGGAAGGACGACGUGUGGACCACGAUGCUGUUCAACACUGGGCAAAGUCAGAGAAAGUUAAACUGUGGGAGGUGUCUGUGGCAGAGCGCAAGACUCUGAUUGAGCCAUUUGUCCACCUGGCCAGUAAGAUGACCCAACCUCAGAGCAAGUCCACAUUCCCACUCAGCCGUAAGAAAGGAAGUGGCUCGAUCGACAACUAAUGCAGUAUGUGAAAUGCAAAGAUUCCAUUUGAGCACAAAAGCUUGUUCCAUUCCUGUAAAGCAUUAAUCCCAUGAAGAGCUCCUGUACUUAUUUAUGUUUCUAAAGUUAUUUUCUCAUUCGUAUAAUAAAACUUUUAUUUAUA
Hemiscyllium ocellatum (epaulette shark) is the source of this 936-nucleotide messenger RNA. RefSeq names its product NFKB inhibitor interacting Ras-like 2 (gene nkiras2). Gene Ontology annotation, molecular function: GTP binding; GTPase activity. Lineage: Eukaryota; Metazoa; Chordata; Chondrichthyes; Orectolobiformes; Hemiscylliidae. The transcript is spliced from 4 exons. The record is from RefSeq and is a predicted model, not a curated record. Gene Ontology annotation, biological process: canonical NF-kappaB signal transduction. The coding region runs from base 221 to 793 and encodes 190 amino acids.